UAUGACGUUGUGGGAGGAGUUGCGUGCCGUGCGCAGAGAGGAAGGGGAUCCAGCAGAGACUGCUAGAGAGAGAAGGAGAGUCGGGGGGCAGCAGCGGAGACGGAGCAGGGAGGGGGCAAAGGACGACGAGCUGAAAGGGGCCCCGAGGCGCGCGGGGGAAAGGAGCCACAACGCGAAGCAGCCUCCCUCCCUGCGGCCGGACCCUGCCAGCCAGCUAGCUACCCCUCCCCCAUCCUUACUCACCUCACUGCUUCGGCCAAUCAGCUGUGGGGGGGUGCCCGCGAGGAUAGCAGAGGGUACCAGCCUCACGGCCAAUCAGCGUUAGGGGCUCGCGGGACCCCUUGCCGCGAGCCUGAACGAAAGCGACAAGGGGGGGUGUUGAAACCACCUUCAACGGCCGGCGCUCUUAAAGGUACAACUUGGGGGGCAGCGAGAAGAGGGGACACUUUCAGCCGGAGGACAACAACCCCCCCAACCUUCAGCUCCUGUCAAUGGAUUUAAAGGGAGCUCGGCCCUCUUAAAGGGGAGUUCUUAGGCCCUCAUUGUGGCUAAGAGGGAGGGGUGGUCCUUAAAGGUGAAAUUUGGAUUUCUCUGGAGGACUUUGGACACUGACACUUAAAGGGGAGUGGAAACUGACAAGAAAAAAAAAUGUUUGGAGGGCGUUUAAUUCCGAUUGUUAAAAGCGUAGAUGCCUGACAAGGGAGAACUUUAAAUCCAGAUUCUUAAAGGGGAGCCCAUGCUUUGGCAGGAAAUGUGUGGCGGACUUAAAAUCGUAAAUCCUUAAAGGGGAAUUGAAUGAGAAGAAAUUGAGAUCCUCAAAUCGGGGGUUCUUAAAGGCGAGGUCACACCCUAUAGGAGGAAUCCAGGACACCUUUUUUAAAAAAUAUAAUUGAGAUUUUCAAGGAGGAAUCAUCCCAGAACCGACCCUUCAAAGAACGCAGAAGAGGAAUCUUGAAAAGAUAUGGUACCACAGAACUGCUUUUGGGAGCUCUCCUCAUCAAAGAGGAGGAAGUGACUUGCCCUCUGAGCGGAAGCCAUUUGCCAUUGUUGGCAGAAGCCACCUCUGCCGUCUUAAAGGGGCUGUUCAAGCUGUUAGCACUAUUGGGGGGGGGUUACAUUUAAAACCUAAUUCUUUAAGAGAAAGUUGAAAGGACAGUUUUCUGUUUAAUCUUUAAAAAAACAACCAUAUAUAGGCACUUAAAGCAGAGGCUUCCUUCAAGAUACAAGAAAGCUGCCAAGUAUUGGAGUUUGUUUUAGAACUGUUUUUUUUUUUUAAAAGGCACCUAUCCCUCAACGCUGUAUCACAGUUGGAGGGAUGUAAAAUCCUUAUUAUGAACGAGGGUGUUGGUGUUUGACAGAUUUUCUUCCACACCUAAAUAGGCUUCAUGUUUAAGAGAGCUCUCUGUGUGUUGACAGGGGCUAAUUUCAUGUAAAACAAAAAUUACUGGAUCAAAUUCUGCUUUUUAGAGUUUUAUGUUGAAAGUAUUUAAUUUUUUUAAUUUAAUGGUGUUUCCUUUAAGAGAAAGACAAAAAAAAAAACCCCAGAAGAAAUUGGCAUCUGUGUCACUUGAGAGAGAAUUAAGCUUGAAUGACAGGAGAGGUGCCUUGACUUUCCCAGAGCAAAGAGGAUCCUCUUGUUUUGAAUGGGCUCUCUAAAUCAAGGAAAGGUUAGUGACAACGGUAAGGUGUAGAGGUCAAGCUUUUUUUUGCCACAGAUUACAAAACUCUUUUAAAAAGGAGCCUUGCUUUUGUUUCUUUGAGUGGCAUCCGCAGAAGAACGAAGGCUCACUUGAGAGCAGCUGCAAUGCAACUGGCUGGGGAAGGGUGAAGAGUCCCCCCCCUUUCUCCUGUGUCUGCAGUAUCCACAGGACACAACACAACACAUUAUCUGUACCUCAAGGGGGGAAUAAUGGAAGGAACAGCAGCAGCUCCUGCCCCAUGCUGGAGUGGGGGAGGAGGCAGCAGUAGCCGAGCACGGAGGCAGCGACGGUGCUCACGGCGGGACCGUGAGAGCCGCUGUGCUCGCCGUCGGGGGGGCCAUCCUGGGGAUGGGUCUCGUCGCGGCCUCUCAUCGUCCUCGUCUUCAGGUUCGGACAGUGAAGGCCCCUCCCCACCUGCCCCUGUGGCACCCGGCAAAGGCCGCCCCCUGCAGCAGCAGCGCCGGCGGCGGCGGCCCCUCCGGCGACGGAAGAGAGUCUCUGGAUCAUCCUGCAGUCGUGAGGAGGAGGAGGAGGAAGAGGAGGAGGAGGAUCUCAUUGAUGGCUUUGCCAUUGCCAGCUUUGUCAGUCUUGAGGCACUUGAGAAGGAUGCAACCUUGAAGACUCCGGAGCGUCUGGAGCUCCGAAUGAAACAUUCUGGAAAGAGGAAACGGGGAGAAGGGAACAACACUGAGCCCGAGGAUGAGGAUGGGAGCUCAGAGAAGGGUCGCAGCCGGGAGAGAGCAGUGAGAAAGCGUACCAAGAAACGGCACAAAGAGCCUUCUGUCCAAUCCUACUUGGAAACUGGAUAUAUAUGUGAUACAGAAAGUGACCCAGAGGAGCAGGCCUCCGUUGAUGACCUCGAACAGUCAUUCACUGUCUCAACCAGCAAAGCCUCGGGACCCAUUGGUGCAUUAAAUGGGAGCUGUGAAGCCAAACUCUCUGUGAUCCCUAAAGUCUCCGGCCUGGAGCGGAGCCAGGAGCGUAAUUAUGAGGCCGACCGGGACCCCCUGCUAGUGCCUUUCCUGCCCAAGGAGCCCCCUUCUCAGGCAGCCGCAGCCCCUGCGCCAGCUCAGGCCUUGCCCCCCAGUCCUCCUGCCCCACCUCCCGCCAGGACUCAGGCUCAGACGCCUAAUGCUGUUCGCGGGACGCCCCAGCCCAAAGGCCAGCUGCCUCCAACGCCUCAGGGGGGAGCAGUCCCCCACAACCUCACCCAGAGCCAGCUGCACAUGAAGGUACCACCCUUUGCCAGUCAGAUGCAGGCACCCUACGCUGUAGGGUUGGAUCUCAGCACCGGAGGGUGCAGCCGCGGCGCAGCUCACCCCAAGCCCAUCCUCCCUCCAUGCUCCCCCUCUUCCUCUCAGCUCCCACACCGACCCUCCACCCCCUCGCUGGCCCUGCCCCCCCACGCCUUUCCACCCACUCUUCGGCCCCCUUCCCACCACCACCCAGGCAUGUUCACCCCCUCGCCUGGCCUCCCCCCGCCACCCCCGCUGCUUCAAGUUGCCGGGCACCCAGCUGCAGCCGCUGCCAUGUCUGAACAAGAAUUAAUCCGCCAAGACCUGAGUUCCCGCUUCCUCACGGCCCAAGGCGGAGCCGACAUGGGGGCUGCCGCCAUCCGCCCACUGGCCUUCCAGUUCCACCAACACAACCACCAGCACCAGCACACCCACCAGCACACCCACCAGCACUUCACCCCUUUCCCAUCAGGCAUGGUGCCCACACCCAGUCCAGCCAUGUAUGAGAAAUAUCCUGGCAAGAUGGAUGGACUCCUGAGGCAUAAUUUUUAUGCCGCCUUCCCCCCAACUGUGUCAGGGAUCUCCCCGGUCCUGCCUCCCGCUGUGACUUUUGGCUCCCUGCAGGGGGCCUUCCAACCUAAGAGCACUAACCCUGACCUGCCAUCCCGCCUGGGUGCUGUCCCACCCACCUUGUCCCAGAAAGGCACUCAGCUCACCGAUCCCUUCAGGCCGACACUAAGAAAGCCCGGAAAGUGGUGUGCCAUGCAUGUCCGUGUCGCCUAUAUGAUCCUGCGGCACCAGGAGAAGAUGAAGGUAGGGUGGGCCUGUGCCACCUCCCCCUUCCAUCUGCAUACAGUGACAGGGUGUGGCACAGCUCCCGCUGGUGGCCGCCAGAGGGUCUCUGCAAGCAACGGGAGAAGCCUCUCCCAUUCUGCUCAUCUGCUAUCUGUGCUGGACCCUGGAUCCAAGGCAGGGUCUCUGAUGCAGGGUGACCCCCACAAAUUGGAUUUUCGGAAUGACCUUCUCACUGGUCUGCCCGGGACUGGAGCCUUUGGCAGCCUGCCCCACAGCCAGGAGCUGGCACGCCCUGCCACCCUCUUCACAGCCUCUGGUGCCGUCCACCCAGGCAGCGGCUCCUCAUUUGGUCCUGCCGGCACCCCUCAUGGUUCCUUCCUCAGCCCCAGCCCCCACAUUGAUCCUUUUGGCAGGCCCCCCAGCUUCGCCUCCCUCGGGGCACUCUCCAAUGGAGCUUUUGGGGGCCUGGGCAACCCAUCCUUCAACUCGAGCGCUGUCUUUGGGCAGAAAGACAGUCCUGGAGCUCCCCCCUUCCCUAGCCCCCAUGAGGCAUGGAACCGCUUACACCGCACACCCCCUUCCUUUCCCACUGCCCCAGCCUGGCCCAAAGGUGGGACUGGAGAUGGGGCUGAACGUGGAGGCACCCAGCAUGAGAAAGAGAGUGAGAAGCCAGAAGGGCCAGUGAUCAAAGAUGAAAAGGACAGAGAGACCCUCUUCUCACGCCAUCCACUGCGGGCUUCUCCAGCUACUCCCACCCCAAAGAACCCAGCCCUGGCCCACGAGGAGCCCCCAGGUCGGCCACACAUGCCAGCAGAGCGCGAGCACCGCUAUGGAAGCCCAGCAAGUUCCGGCCACGCCUCCCGCUCCCCUUACCCAGAGCUGCCUCUGAAGAAGGAAGUGAAGGUCAAGGAAGAGCCAGAGUUGACAGGCUUUGAGGGGGCGCUGCGCACAGGGCCCCCCUUUCACAGUACCCUGCAUGUUUCCCACCCCCUGGGGACGCUGGCUGUGUUUGAGAGACCCCAGGCCGGGACUGGGGGGAGCGUCUCCCCAUACUUGGUCGCUGCUGCCCCGCCCUCGGCUGCCUCCUAUGCAGCGCUUGAAGCUUGGCGUGAGCCCUAUCACCGGAGUCUGGAGUUGCAUCCGCUACAGCGCCUGCCCCGCUACCUGGAGACCCCAUCGCCUGCUGCCACUGCUGCUGAAGACUACGAGCGGGCCCGGUUAUAUGGCCUGGCCCCCCCACCCCACCCUAGCCUCAUGGCGUAUCCCCGCCACCAAAACGGGCUGCUGGCAAAAGCCACCCCCUCGGCUGCUGCCGCAGCUGCUGCUGUGGGUCUGCUGAGUGCCCCCCCACCUCUCAUCCCUGCUUCAAACGCCCGGUCCUGCUCCCCUCGGCGGGCUCCUGACAUCCGGGAACUGGCAGCCGCCUACAAGGACCGGGACUCGAGAUAAUGGUGCUGCAUCGAGGCCCUGGAACAGGCUUGCACCUGUAUCAAGCAGCUUCCCAUGUCUCCAGUGGACUGACGGAGUCAGUGUGAGCCCUGGGCAGAUGGCCUAGCCCCCCCCCCGCCCCUGCCCUUCAUAUGAGCUGGGAUAGGAGGGCAGCCUGUUGCUGCCUUAGCCUAAGGAGCAUGCAGCCACCCCCCACCCACCCCAGAAGGACUCCAGCCUCCUUCAGCUGUGAAUCGUGGGAAGCUUUUUCAGGCUCGGGUUGGGGCUUAAGAGAUGGGGGGGACAGUCUUUUUGGGGUGUUUGUGGUGGUGGAGCGGAGGCAGGGGUCCAGGUGCCAGAGUACCCUACGUUUGGGUAUCCAGUUUCUUCCCUGAUCCCUCUUCCUAACUCUGUGGGGAUUGUCACAGGUUUUGGUGUCUGCUUUCAGUAUUCCUGCUGGGCUGCAACUGACUCUGGGGUGUGUUCUUCUCCAUGAACUAAUGGGAAAGCUGCUUUCAGGGGAAGGGGGAGGGCUGUAUCUUGGGGCACCUCCCCCCACCAGGCAGUGUAAAUAUUUAUAUAUUCUGCCCCAGGCAGGUGGGGAAAACGUUUUUUUGUACAUUUAUAAAAGGUUUGAGAUUGUGAUUUUAAAAGUGACUUCUCCCUCUUCUCCUGCCCUCUUCCACAGCUCCCCUUGUUUUUACUGUACUGCUCUUUUCUAUACCUGUAUCUGCACCCUCGCCACCUGCCGGUCCCUUUCCUCCUUCUGUAAUUGACCGGAAAGGUGCAGUGAGGAGGGUGCAAUGCACUUGUCCGGUGCCCCUUUUCUUCCCCAGGUUGGUUAAUUAAACCCCAAACUGGUGCUUCUGGA
This is a messenger RNA of Rhineura floridana, 6029 nucleotides long. RefSeq names its product fibrosin (gene FBRS). The coding region runs from base 1910 to 5179 and encodes 1089 amino acids. The transcript has 18 exons. The record is from RefSeq and is a predicted model, not a curated record. Lineage: Eukaryota; Metazoa; Chordata; Lepidosauria; Squamata; Rhineuridae.